Molecule: messenger RNA, 1084 nt
Organism: Rhinichthys klamathensis goyatoka
Lineage: Eukaryota; Metazoa; Chordata; Actinopteri; Cypriniformes; Leuciscidae
Gene: cldn18
Product: claudin 18
Exons: 5
Coding region: 141-881 (246 amino acids)
Biological process (GO): bicellular tight junction assembly; cell adhesion
Cellular component (GO): plasma membrane; bicellular tight junction
Molecular function (GO): structural molecule activity
Source: RefSeq, a predicted model, not a curated record
ACAAGCAUCACUUUAUGAGUGUGCAAGUGAGCCUUCACACUAUAAAAAGCAGUCUCACCCUGUCCAGCUUCAGUUAAACUCAACGCUUGUCACUAUCAACUUCCCCAGAUCUUUAACCGAGAAACGAAGACAGAAGCAUAAUGAGUGCCGCCGCGCUGCAGACCACAGGUUUUGUUUCAGGCGUCAUCGGUACGGCUGGAGUUUUUGCAGCCACGCUUAUGGAUGUCUGGUGCGCCAGAAACCAGCAGGAGCACAAGGUAACUUCCAUCUACACUUAUAAGGGCCUGUGGAAGGAUUGUGAGGUGUCCAGCUCUGGAUUCCCUGAGUGCCAACCUCUCUACAGCCAUCUGAACUACUCAGGACUCCUUCAGGCUACAAGAGCUUUGAUGGUAGUAGCAAUUCUAGCGAGUGUGAUCGCAGUUUUCAUCGGAUUCUUCUGCCUUAAGUGCCUCAAAAUGAGAAGUAUGGAGUUAUCGACCAGGGCCAAACUGAUACUAAGCACAGGGAUCAUCUUUAUCAUUGCCGGCCUUUGUGGUAUUUCUGGAGCAUCAGUGUAUGCUGAUCAAAUUGUGCCUAGUUUCAUGAUGACCCCAUACAAUCAAAAGCAAGGAGAGAAGGGAGGGGUACAAUGUGGGAAUAACAUGGGCAUGGGAGGAAUUGAUUCAUUUGCUUCCAGGUACACAUUUGGUCCCGCCCUCUACAUAGCCUGGGUAGGAGGAGCUUUGUUACUCCUGGGAGGAAUUUUGAAGUGCGUCGCAUUCAAAAGAAUGCAAACGAACACUGAUAUGAGAGAAAGAUAUAUUUACAACGCCCCAGCCCAGUGCAGGGCAGAAGAUGAAGAGUCCCAUGUCCAGAGAGUCCAAGGAGAACAAAGAAAUUAAUGUUUUAUGAAUUAAUGUAAACGUUUUCCCAAAUCAUGUCAGGCCUAUAUGUACUGCCUUGCAAUGAUGAACUGAAGCACAUUUUCUGUGUGCUGUUUUCGAUAAUUACAGUGAAAAUGUGUUCUUUGUUUUUUAAUGUCUCUAUUGAAAAGUCUUGAUUGUAUAUGGGUAAAUUGGUCAAAUAAGGUUGGAACGUCACAGGU